AUGAAUAGUGAAACAACGCAUAUACGGCACGGCCUUUGUUUUCCUUCUAGACAAAUUGUUAUUCGAUAUUUUUUUAAUGUGCUCAUACUAUGGUCAUGACUCCAUUCAGUAAUAUUGCACAGAAGGAUGAUUUGUGGUGUAAUUAAUGGAAGCACCUUUUUGCAUUGUGGCAUGCUAUGUAUUUAAGUAGAGAUGACAGCAGGUUAAUACGGCGACUACCGCUAUAAAGAAACAAUAUAAAUGGUUUUAAUGUUGGGAUUAAUAGACUUACUGGAAUUAGCUGUUGGGUAGAUAUUGGACAUUUUAUAUAUGUAAAUUAUUGUAAAUCAACAUGCCUGGAAAGAAACAUGUUUUAACUCAAAACACAUUUUUGGAUACGAUAGCAACCCGUUUUGACGGCAUCCAUAGUAAUUUUGUUUUGGGCAACGCACAAGGUAAUGGUGGUCCAAUUGUUUACUGUUCAGAUGGAUUUUGUGAACUUACAGGACAUUUUCGCUCUCAGGUUAUGGCCAAGAGCUGUGCAUGCAAAUUUCUUUAUGGUAAUGAUACCGAAGAAACCGAAAAAGAGAAGAUCGAAGAGGCCUUGGAGAAUAAGAAAGAACUAAAGACAGAAAUUAUGAUGUAUAAAAAAAAUGGAAGUCCUUUUUGGUGCCUUUUGGAUAUUGUCCCAAUAAAAAAUGAGAAACGACAAGUUGUAUUAUUUCUGGUCUCACAUAAAGACAUUACAAGAGAUAAAGUGAAUUUAUUGGAUAAUAGUGUUACAGAUAUAAAUGAUAAUACUGGAGAAUCAUUUGAUGGCAAAGAUGAAGACACUUUAUCACCACAUGCUGAUCUGCCUGAAAAUUAUAAUUAUGGUCGCAGACGUAGUAGAGCAGUUCUCUAUCAUUUAUCUGGGCAGUUUGAUAAUAAAAACAAUAAAACCAAAAAUAAGUUGAAACAGCUCAGUAAUUUCUCAGGGAGUAUGCCAGAGUAUAAAGUCCAAGAGGUUCAAAAAUCACGCUAUGUGAUUGUUCAUUAUGGUAUUUUUAAAAUCGGAUGGGACUGGCUUAUUUUGUUAUGUACAUUUUAUAUUGCUAUAAUGGUUCCUUUCAAUGCAGCAUUCCAAGGCAGAGAACGCUCACGAGAUUCGGUUUAUUCUGAUGUUGUUGUUGAGAUUUUGUUUAUUAUAGAUAUUUUGUUAAACUUUCGUACAACAUUUGUUUCGAAAGGAGGUCAGGUGGUGUACAUGUCUCGAUUAAUUGCUAUGAAUUAUAUUAAAGGCUGGUUUUUACUGGAUUUAUUAGCUGCUAUUCCAUUUGAUCUUCUGUAUGCUUUCCAAGUUGACACGGGUACCUUAAUCCAUUUGUUGAAAGUAGCACGUCUUUUACGCUUAGCCAGGCUGUUCCAAAAGAUAGAUCGAUACUCACAAUACAGUGUUUUAGUUGUUGCUCUUCUGAUGUCCAUGUUUGCACUUGGUGCUCAUUGGUUGGCAUGUAUUUGGUAUGCUAUUGGUCGCAGUGAAUUAGAAAAUAAUGAAUCUAAUUGGACAGUAGGAUGGUUAUAUGAAUUAGGAGAAAGAUUAGAUUCACCUAUAAUGAAUAAAACCAAACCGGAUGUGACCAUAUCCUAUCUGACAGCCCUUUAUUUUACCUGUAGUUCUAUCACUAGUGUCGGCUUUGGUAACGUUUCGGCCAAUACAACGGCUGAAAAAAUAUUUUCAGUGUGUGCGAUGUUAAUUGGAGCAAUGAUGCAUGCUGUUGUAUUUGGUAAUGUGACAGCCAUUAUACAGAGAAUGUAUGCAAGAAGAUCCAAUUUUCAUUCUAAGACGAAAGAUUUAAAGGAUUUUUUUCGAACACACCAUGUUCCUAAAGAAUUAAAACAAAGAAUGCAAGAAUACUUUCAAACUAUGUGGUCUAUGAAUCAUGGUAUUGAUAUUAAUGAGGUGCUUAAAGACUUUCCUGAGGAAAUGAGAGGAGAAAUCAGUCUACAUUUACAUAAAGAAAUUCUUUCAUUGCCCAUAUUUGAAAAUGCUACCCAAGGAUGCCUGAAGUCAAUAUCUCUCCAAACUAAGCGUAUAUUCUGUGCUCCUGCUGAAUUUUUAGUACGACGUGGAGAUACAGUUAAUUAUAUAUACUAUUUAUGUAGCGGCUCUAUGGAAGUUUUAAAAGAGGAUAUGGUUGUAGCCAUUUUAGGAAAAGGUGAUUUAUUUGGAUCUGAUAUAAGUUUUGUGGAACCAGUGAGUACAUCACAUGGUGAUGUUCGCUCUCUAGCUUAUUGUGAACUUCAGUGUCUUAAUAUUCGCGGAUUAAUAGAUGCUUUAUCUCUUUAUCCUGAAUUUGCUGAAAAAUUUGCAGAAGACAUUCAACACGAUUUAACGUAUAAUUUACGGGAUUGUCGAGAUGAUGAAGAUAAGGAAGAUGAUAGUACAACAGUACCUGUUAUAACUCUUCCUUCAAUAUCAGAAGAUGAGGAAGAAUAUGUUGAUGAUGAUGGUGACAAGCCACCAGCUUUGUUGACAAGAAAUAAUGAUAUUGAUGAUAUAGAUGCAGGCGAUGACAUCGAUCCUACUUCAACACCUCUUUUAUCUCGACUACGAUCCAGGUCACUAAAACUCUCCAAUGGUGAUAUUAUGUCCAGUAUUACCGGUAGCUUCAAGCAGUUAAAGUUAGCCAAGUGGUUAUUACCGCCAUCGCCACCGACAAGUAAGAGGUCUGACACAUUACAGCAGGAAGGAAAUACUCCACGAAAAUUUACUUCAUCCCUGCAUGGCAUGCGAAGAUCUAACUCUAUGGGGACUCGUCUUCGAUAUAAUAGAAAUCACAAACUACGACCAUGUCGAACACUUCCUAGUUUAAAUCAAGGCAACACUGUAAAACCAGAAGAAGGUCAAUACCAGGGUCUUCAGAAACAAAUGGAAAAUACUAGAACCAGUGUCGAUAAUCUUGAGCGUAAAAUGGGGUGUUUAAGUAGUGAGGUUCGUCGAGUCAGUAAUACUGUGGAACAGUUACUAAAAGUGAUAACCAGCUCGGGUAGAUUCCUGAAUCUUACUGAAACUCUAGCUUCUCCAAAUUUAUCCCCCAAUUCCCCAGGGGAAUCAUCAUUUUCCUUUGAACCGAAUGUUGAGGAGAGUUUACCGAAUUUACUUGGUUCUAGUAUGUUGAGUGUGGGUAGUGACGGUAUGAUUAAAAGCGAAAAUAGUAUUCCACAUAUGGUGUUCUCACCAUGUUGUUCAGCUGAUUCCUACAUAAAAGGCUUGUCAUUGUCUUCUGAAAAUUUACCUUAUGAUAAACAAGCUUCAGAGUUGUAUAACAGACAGUAUUUAAGGUCACCUAAACAAACACGCCUUUCCGUACCGACAACAAAUCUUGUGCACAGUCCUCGGGCAAAUCAAAAAAGUCACAAUCACAUUCUUAAAUCAAAAUCUGCUAAUGAUAUGAAGGAGGAAUUUAGUGAUUUUAAUGAACUUAAUACUUGUGAGUUUGAAACAAGUGUGACUUGUUUGGGGAAUCCUCAUCUAGAAGGAAGUAAUCCUGUGUGCGAGAACACUAAGGUACUCAAUACAGGAGAGGAGAUGGCCGUAAAUCAACCUACAAGUAAACUUGAUGUUAAUGAUCAAGGUUCAUUGAUUGUAACUACUGAACUUUGAUUAUCAUUAUUAGUGACUGUUUAAAGUUGUUGUUUUUUUUUUUAAAUCUUGCCUAUUUUGGAUUUAAAAUCUUGUCUAUAUUACAUAGUCCUCGUUAUUGUAUAUCUUUCAACAUUUUGAAAACGGUUUAUAUUUUUAACUUCUUUUCUAGAAGUUAUUCGUUAUUCUGAUUUGAGUGAUUUGACCAUUUUAUGAUGUAAACGCAGACUAAAUAUCUGUAUAUAUUGGGUAUUUCAAUAUUCCAGGUCCAUCUGUACUUCCACAAGCUGAAGUUUGUAUUAUAUCUACAGAUCAAAGCUUGGUUUUUUUUUCUUUACAAAUGCCCAAAUUAUAAAUUUUGAACACGUUUCAGUUUACCUGUUUAAUUUUAAAACAUAUGGUUUUUAAAACUUUCUAAGUAGACUUUUUUUAGUAUGCAUAUCGCAAAGUAUUUGUAUAAUAUUGGUCCCCUAUUUUAUUAUUGUACAUCACAAGAUAUGCCCAUAAGCUUUAGACAACCUAUAUAAAUACUUUCUUUGCAAGAAAAAUAUUUGCUAUGAAGGAUACGUUUUCAGACAAGAAUCUUACCAAAGUGGAGAAACUGUAAGUCAGUUCGCCACAUAUCUAACCCCUACACGUAAAUUUACAUAAUGUAAACGAUACCAUCACUGAUCAAGUUGUCGCUAUAUUGUUUUUACAGUGUGCUAUCAACUUUAGAUCCCAUUAUAUUAAUGAACAUACCGUGUGCUUUGACUUUUGGAUUAACUACACCACUUUUAAUACAAGUGUACAAAAUAACUAAAUGUGAUCAAUCGAAAUAAACUCAAUUUCCAUGACUGAAUCGUUCAGAUUGUUAACAAAAUAAGAAGAUAUUCAAUUCAUUAUUGAGAAUUAUAUUUAUAGAACUGACAGUUGUCCAUUGCUGUGGAUUUUUAAAAUUUGUUUAGUGUCCAUAUCGCAUAACAAAUGUAUAAUAACUGGCCCCCUUAUAUAAUAUAAAUGUACAAUGCUCCUAAGAAUCUGAAUAAUAGAGACUAUCUUAAAGGACAAUAUUGGUGUCAGUCAUUAUUACAUAUGUGAUAGAACUGGUUAAAUACAUUCCAAAUAUAAUUUUAACACAGAGAUCAUUGCUACGGGAG
Patella vulgata (common limpet) is the source of this 4743-nucleotide messenger RNA. RefSeq names its product potassium voltage-gated channel subfamily H member 8. Gene Ontology annotation, molecular function: voltage-gated potassium channel activity. The transcript is spliced from 15 exons. Gene Ontology annotation, biological process: potassium ion transmembrane transport; regulation of membrane potential. Bases 332 to 3625 code for a protein of 1097 amino acids. Lineage: Eukaryota; Metazoa; Mollusca; Gastropoda; Patellidae. The record is from RefSeq and is a predicted model, not a curated record. Gene Ontology annotation, cellular component: membrane.